AUGACAAAAAUCGAUGUAAACAAGCAACUAGAGCAAGCUGAAAGCUACAUACAUCAAUUAGAUGAGUCUGUGACUGAUGAAAAUGCACUUACAGAAACGUUGACUAAUUUAGUCGAUGUGCUCAAACCAAUUGGAGCUGAAAGUCUUAAUUACAAGAUAUUAUGUGCUGCUGUAAGUGAAAUUCUGAACUUCAAUGAUGCAUGUCCGCUAGAUACAAGCACACGAAAGAAGAAAUACUCAAAAAUCGGUGCAAUUGUUGAUUUCUUUCAAUCUCUUAAGUUAAAUUCAUCGUACGAUCGUAAAGAACUAGCUAAUUCCAGCAAAGAUAACAUCAAUGAAAAGGAAUCAGAUGAAAAAACUGACGAAAAGAAGGAAGAAUCAAGUCCAAAAGCUGAAAACCCAAAAUUACAGGAACCUGAAGAACAAAAGGAUGACUUGAGGCUUGAAAAGAAGAAAUUGUCAGUCAAGACACUUGCUUACUUAUUCAAUUGCAUUAAGAAUGAGUUCGAUGUCGAGGAUAAGAAUGCAAGCAAACCUCAAAUUAUCAUAACAUCAGAACCAGAAUCACCAAAAUCGGAUUAA
This is a messenger RNA of Chironomus riparius, 582 nucleotides long. Lineage: Eukaryota; Metazoa; Arthropoda; Insecta; Diptera; Chironomidae. The record is from the annotation of a GenBank genome assembly.